CGGCGGCGGCGGCGGUGGACGUGUUGUUUUGGCGGCGGCGCUGGCUGCCGCGGAGCCAGCCGAGUCCCAGCGCCUCACCUGCGCCCGCUGCGGCGGGCCCACCGACCGCCUCGCCACAGGAUUAAUUUAUUUUUGGAAAUCAAGUGCAAUAUUAAAGGAAAACAAACCACACUACAUUAUUGGAAGCCAUUUCUGCUAAUUUUAUUACAUUUUAAAAUUUAUGGUUUGAUUUGAAUACUAUCAUGGGAGGCGCUGUGAGUGCUGGGGAAGAUAAUGAUGACUUAAUUGAUAACUUAAAAGAAGCUCAGUAUAUCCGCACUGAAAGAGUGGAGCAAGCCUUCAGAGCGAUUGAUCGCGGAGAUUACUAUUUGGAAGGCUACCGAGACAAUGCUUACAAAGACUUAGCCUGGAAGCAUGGCAACAUACACUUGUCAGCACCUUGCAUUUAUUCAGAAGUUAUGGAAGCGUUGAAACUUCAACCAGGACUGUCUUUUCUUAACCUGGGAAGUGGAACCGGAUAUUUAAGUACAAUGGUGGGCUUAAUUUUAGGUCACCUCCACAGGCAGAGGAUUCCCAGGUUUCCAGCACCAGGUCUGUCUGCUGAGCUCUGGACACUCCGCAUCCUCCAAGCUGGCCAACAAGCUGGAUACUUGAUUACGCAGUGCUUACCGCACGCCUCCUCUUCGGUGGGCACGAGAUCCCCAAGCUCAGCCUGUCUCCGGCUCAAGUUACCCUUCCUUACCCUCGCCCACACGACACAGAGCAGCUCAAGUGGCUUAUACCUCCCGUGUUUCCAUUUUGGUGAAAGAUUCGAGUUCUGUGAACCCGCGUUUGUGGUUGGUAACUGCCUCCAGAUAGCGUCAGACAGCCACCAGUAUGACCGGGUGUACUGCGGGGCUGGAGUCCAGAAGGACCACGAGCAGCACAUGAAGAUACUGCUGAAGGUCGGGGGCAUCCUAGUCAUGCCCGUAGAAGACCAGUUAACACAAAUUAUGCGAACUGGACAAAACACUUGGGAAAGUAAAAACAUCCUUGCUGUGUCAUUUGCCCCACUUGUGCAGCCGAGCAAGAAUGACAACGGCAAGCCAGACUCUGUGGGCCUCCCCCCCUGUGCUGUCAGGAAUCUGCAGGACUUGGCUCGUAUUUACAUUCGACGCACACUUAGAAAUUUCAUAAACGAUGAGAUGCAGGCCAAGGGGAUUCCUCAGAGGGCUCCGCCCAAAAGGAAGAGGAAGAGGGUCAAGCAGAGGAUUAACACGUACGUCUUUGUGGGGAAUCAGCUCAUCCCUCAGCCUCUGGACAGCGAGGAGGAGGAGAAGAUGGGCGAAGAUAGGGAGGGGGAGGAGGGGGAGCGCGGCGGGGGCCGGAAGCCGGAGGAGCCGCCCCAGAACUUGCUGAGGGAGAAGAUCAUGAAGCUCCCCCUGCCCGAGUCUCUCAAAGCCUACUUGACGUACUUUAGGGAAAAAUAAGAGCAAGAAGAAAGAAUGCCUACUGAUAAUUCCUUUAGUCUUGAAAAUGUAGCAUAUUUGUUAGAAGUUAAAAGAGAAUUCUUUCUUUCAUCAGAGUGAAUUUUUAGUGGAAAAAGUAUAACUUGUUUCUGUCUUAGUAAUAAAAAUGAUGUAUUCUGUGAUUAAAAAGAAUCCCUUUUAUAAAAUAUAUUUUUCUUUAAAUCUUGGAAAAAUUGCUGUUUUAACUUGGAGCGGCUUCAAGAGUGGAAUGUAACAGUAGUCAAGACUGGGUCCUUCAGGUCAGGUCCUCGUCUGGUUCCUUACAGACUAGUGGUGGUGAGGGUUAGAGUCAGCUUUCCACGAGGUGAAAUAAUCAUGAAGCAUGUGUAGUCUGAUUCGAAUUGCAGCCAUUUGCAUCUCCUCCAUGAAACCUUUAUCUAACAAGGAGAUCAGAAGCUUUGUGUGGCGCAGUCACUGUUGCUGAGUUGCCGUAGGUCUGUCCCGGGCAGUGUAUGAGUGCAAUAACAGUGCAGAGGCGGAGUAACGUAGCUUUAAAAAGCCUCCUUUCAGGGAGUCCAACAGCACUGCUACCCUUGCUCUUGAAUCUGUUGCCAAAAGACGUGGGGAAAACAUCUGCUUCUCUCAUAGAGAUUUUAGGAGCACGUCAAGUGAAUAUUAAAGUAAGACGUAUAUACUUAAUACAACGCUUAGUCUGUGUGGACCCUUUGCAUUUUCAGUGUUUAAAAAUGAUGAGGUUACGCCU
Molecule: messenger RNA, 2211 nt
Organism: Kogia breviceps (pygmy sperm whale)
Lineage: Eukaryota; Metazoa; Chordata; Mammalia; Artiodactyla; Physeteridae
Source: RefSeq, a predicted model, not a curated record